CGUGAUUUAAAAACCCAGAGCCAAACCAAAAUAAUCCAGUACCGCCCGAACGCCAUGUCUUACGUCAGCAUGAAACGCACUAACCCUUACAGCGACGAGAACGAUUAUCACAGUGUGCCUUCCAAUCCCCGUAAAAGUCAUAGAAGGCAGAGGACCUUUUUCUCGAAAGAACAAACUGUCAUCCUAGAGGGGGCGUUUCAGUACGAGCGAUUUCCUGGCAUCCAGAUCCGGGAGAAACUUGCGCGGGAACUUGACAUCGACGAGUCGAGAAUCCAGGUUUGGUUUCAAAAUCGUCGUUCUCGUCAAAACAGACAAAAAAGGAAUACAGAAGUUCGAUCAGUACAAUCAUCCGUCGUAUCUUCAGCAUCGAUCCGUCCCAUCCACAAAUCAUCCGAGUCGAGUCAUGUCCCUCCAGCUCCUCUGCUUACUUACAGCAACACUAAGCCGCUAUCACACGUUGACUGUACUGCGCCUGCGCCAGUCUUACCGUCAUACCUCACAAGCUCAAGACUCGCCACAGGCAUCCCGAGUCCGUGGAUGUGCGCACCUUCCAGUCAAACUCGCACGGCUGACGAGUUAGCCGCCGCCAUAGGACUGAUGGGCGUGUAUGGAUCAAUACAUCGUGAUUUAAAAACCCAGAGCCAAACCAAAAUAACCCAGUACCGCCCGAACGCCAUGUCUUACGUCAGCAUGAAACGCACCAACCCUUACAGCGACGAGAACGAUUAUCACAGUGUGCCUUCCAAUCCCCGUAAAAGUCAUAGAAGGCAGAAUACCUUUUUCUCGAAAGAACAAACUGUCAUUCUAGAGAGGGCGUUUCAGUACGAGCGAUUUCCUGGCAUCCAGAUCCGGGAGAAACUUGCGCGGAAACUUGACAUCGACGAGUCGAGAAUCCAGGUUUGGUUUCAAAAUCGUCGUUCUCGUCAAAACAGACAAAAAAGGAAGACAGAAGUUCGAUCAGUACAAUCAUCUGUCGCAUCUUCAGCAUCGAUCCGUCCCAUCCACAAAUCAUCCGAGUCGAGUCAUGUCCAUCCAGCUCCUCUGCUUACUUACAGCAACACUAAGCCGCUAUCACACGUGGACUGUACUGCGCCCGCGCCAGUCUUCCCGUCAUACCUCACAAGCUCAAGACUCGCCACAGGCAUCCCGAGUCCGUGGAUGUGGGCACCUUCCAGUCAAACUCACACGGCUAACGAGUUAGCCGCCGCCAUAGGACUGAUGGGCGUAUUUGGAUCAAUACCUUACAGAUUCGACUAACAUCUUUAACAUAUAUUUAU
Molecule: messenger RNA, 1277 nt
Organism: Nematostella vectensis (starlet sea anemone)
Lineage: Eukaryota; Metazoa; Cnidaria; Anthozoa; Actiniaria; Edwardsiidae
Product: homeobox protein Dlx2b-like
Exons: 6
Coding region: 55-1257 (400 amino acids)
Biological process (GO): regulation of DNA-templated transcription
Molecular function (GO): DNA binding; DNA-binding transcription factor activity, RNA polymerase II-specific
Source: RefSeq, a predicted model, not a curated record